GAAGAAAAAAACAACAACAAAUUUGCAGGCCACGGAGGAAAAAUGCUCCACAAAAGAUGCAAUGGGAGGAAACCUUUCAUCACAGUGUUGUAUAUGGUGGCAGUUUGCAGUGGCGUCCCCAUCAGUGACCUGCUGGAGCGAGCCUCUCAGCACUCCGACAAACUACACUCGCUCAGCACAACGCUCACCCACGAGCUUGACUCUCAUUUCCCUCCUAUGGGUCGAAUGAUCAUGCCCCGGCCUUCGGUGUGCCACACGUCCUCAUUGCAGACACCCAGCGACAAAGAGCAGGCGCUUCAAGUGUCCGAGUCGGAGUUGCUCUCAUUGGCUCGUUCCUUGCUCCAGGCCUGGGUGGACCCGCUGGUGCUCCUGUCCUCUUCUGCUAACACGCUGCCUCACCCGUCUCAAAGCAAAAUAAUCAAUAAGAUUCAAGAGUUGCAAGAACACUCCAACAACCUGGGAGAUGGCCUGAACGUACUAUCUGGCAAAAUGGACCCUGCUGCUCAGAGCAUCUCCUCUCUGCCGUACAGAGGGGGCGCUGACAUGGGUCAGGACAAAAUAUCCAAACUCAUCAGAUUCCAGUUCCUCCUGUCCUGCUUCCGCCGGGACUCCCACAAGAUCGACAGCUUUUUGAAAGUCCUCCGUUGCCGCGCGGCAAAAAUGCAACCUCACUUGUGCUAAAGAGCGAAACACUCCACGGAAAACCUUGGAGAUUUUAUUUUAGUUUUGGCAAAGCUUGUAUCGUAAAGCAACUGUAGGCAACAAUCCCUAGCAAUAUGCAGCGUGCGUUAGAUUGCUGAUAUUAUUUAAUAUAAUAACAAUGAUGAUGCAGGGUGGUUUGUUAAGUGUCCACUCAUCUUUUGUCUGCCAAUCUGUUUUCACAUUUCACAACGUUAUUCAACAAUUAAAUGAGUCGGUUUUGUCGUUUACUCAAGACUGAAAAACAUUUGAUCACGGCCACCUAAUAUGUUAAAUUUUCUUUUUUACUUGGUGAAAAGAUUUGAGAUACAAUAAAAUACCAAGUGUGAUGCAACAAUAGCAAUAAUUCACAGUUUACAAGAAAAAAAGUCUCCCUUUUCCACGUUGUGAAUGAAAGUCACAUUUAAUUGUAACCAAAUUAAAACGAACUAAUGACAUCAUUUUUGCUGUAACUGUCAUAUCCUUGCGAUCAAGUGGCAUCCAGUUUUUAUUAUUUCCAGCUGGUCUGGCAUGAAUUGCUGAUAUUUUUAAGAGAGUAUAGAGUUCAAUGAAUAAUCAAUAUUUAUUUUUCUUGUUGUAUCUCCCCCGUUAUGCAACUACUGCAUUUGAUCAGUGAAAAAUGUGGUGUAUAUGAUUCACAUUGGCCACCAAUGAAGGGAUGAAAGGAUUUUGUCUGUAAUGCCUAUUUUGCAGCAUUUACACUGUAAUGAAACUUUUCCACAAGCUUUUUUUGUUUUUGAAAUAACUGAAAUGUUUUCUUUUGAAAAAAAUUAAAUA
Messenger RNA from Syngnathoides biaculeatus (alligator pipefish), 1476 nucleotides. It is a transcript of the gene prl, whose product is annotated as prolactin. Gene Ontology annotation, cellular component: extracellular region. Gene Ontology annotation, biological process: positive regulation of receptor signaling pathway via JAK-STAT; positive regulation of cell population proliferation; response to nutrient levels. The record is from RefSeq and is a predicted model, not a curated record. The transcript has 5 exons. The coding region runs from base 43 to 681 and encodes 212 amino acids. NCBI's taxonomy places the organism in Eukaryota, Metazoa, Chordata, Actinopteri, Syngnathiformes, Syngnathidae. Gene Ontology annotation, molecular function: hormone activity.